CUACGCCCUUUUGAAAUUUCCUCCGAAUUGGUUAACUGGUGGAAACAAUUGACCGAGGAAUGGUGGAUAGUCAAGCGGUCAACGUUUUCCUUAAACCUGAGGUGACAAGAGAAGAAAGGAUAGAAGUGGGAAAUAGAGUUGUUGGAACGGUUGGAACAUACUUUAUUUCACGUGCGUUAAGAGACUCCGUUCCUUCACGAGACAGACGGAGAAACUUUUUGGAAGAUUUGUCGGCUUACAUGAACGAAAUAGGCCGAGGCAAUUUUAAAAUUCCAACCCUAGGUGGUUUUACUCUAGACGUUUUUAUACUGUAUCAGGAAGUCGUUCGCCGUGGAGGCGUACAACACGUCAUCGAUAACCGUGAAUUUAAGGAAAUAUCGAAAAUCCUAAGACUGCCUAAAACGUGCACUGCAGCAGCGUUUGUUCUGAGGGAGUCUUAUGAGAAGAUUUUAUAUUUUUACGAACAGAAGCACGUCUUUGGUAGGAGUGCUGAAGAAGUCCCCCCGGUUGUUCAACUUGGUGCGCGUUUAGAGAGGGUCUCUUCUACACCAAGAAGUUUGAAUGCAACAGAUACACCAGCUUAUGAGGGCUCUCGUGAAAAUUCGUUUACGAAUCUCUCUAUGGAGCAGCCGAAAGGGUUUGGUUCUGAACUUGGUGGCGCCCCCUCGGUUUCACCGAAUAGGAGGCAUACUUAUGUUGACUCGAAUAAUCGUAACGCCACGAGUAGUAUGGGUUGGGAUAGGACAACCUCGUAUGAUAGUCUGCAAACGAGUCGAAAUCUCGUUCAAGAGGAAGUAUUUGUAACCUCACGACCGUUGUCGGGUUCAUUUCGAACGGACAUCGGCUCAGAACGGAAUAAGCUUGUACUUGCUCUCCAGUCAGGAAUAGAAGAUGAAAUAAGCUGGGCUUUGGUAACGAUAAAUGUGCUUUCUUUUGAUCCUAAACUUGAUUUUCUUAUACGAGACUACCCGAUGCUCUUAGAAAGUCUUGAGAUUAUUCUGAAAGAGUAUUUGGAAGAUUUAAAUGGAUGUAGAACCUUUGGUUUGCAUCCUGAUGAUGAGGAUGCGAGAAGCAGUGGAGCUAAGAAUAAGAUGCUGUCAGCGGUGGACAUUAAUACGUCAAACGUGAUAGCCCAUAAUAAUGUUUGCAAUCCCAGUCUUCAGAACUAUGGUGACUUGUUUUGUACAAGGGAUCCAAUUUUCCUCAAACGUGAAUGGAAUGCAAAGUGUGUUGCCAAUGCUUUGAGGAACUUGAGCUUUAUAGAACGGAAUCACCCUUCUUUUGCAAAGCAUGUGAGUCUUUUACGUACGUGUAUAAGUAUCAUAGUUUCCAGUGAAGCGGCAUCACAAGUUGUUUAUGACUUGUCGGACACACUUAAGAACAUAGCAGUAGAAGUGAAGUUAAACCAAGAUACUUUGUUUCUCUUAGAUUCAGCUAUCGCAAUUUUAUAUGAAUGGGAAGAUUGUACCGACGAUACACGUAUUCUGAAAGCUACAGAACUGAUUGCCAGACUAUGCUUCAAUCCUGACAAUGAAUUAGAGCUUUUAAAGCGGUUUGAUGAGAUACUUAGUCUUUUGGUUGGUUUUCUUAGUUCAGAAAACAAGGAUAUACGUCUUGUAGCUGUUGGUGCAAUUUGCAAUGCGAGUGCUUUCGAUUGGAAUGCUCGAGUGGCGAUUGCCAAAACCCCAAGCGUUGUAUACUAUCUUACGCAAUGUUUAUCAGAUCCGUAUAUUGCCCCACUUUCAGCAAUAACCAUCGCAAACUUAGCGGAGGCACCGAGCAAUCGUGCGAUUCUUUUAAGAUAUGAAAGCAAAUUUGUUCAUGUUGCAAUGAGCAAUUCUGCUGCUUCCGAACUAGUUGCUUGUGCACUGAAAGAACUGUCAGACGACUAAUUUUGAAAAAGACAGUCACAUUCAUUCAGGAAUCAUUGACUGCAAACAGAACAUUUCAGAGAUGGUCGUCUGUGGAUUGUUUGAACGAGUGAAUAGAGUUGCUUUGAGAAAGCGCAUAUGGUGUCAAUUUGUUCGCGUUUUGUUCACUCUUUGUAGGCUCGUCUAUACCUUUAACAAGUACACACACACACACACAGACAGACAGAGAGAGAGAGAGAGAGAGAGAGAGUUCGUAAUAGUCUAUUCUUUCGUCGACUGGACAACAACUUUCGUGUUGUAGAACCCAAAAUAAAUGCAUAAGCUCCGUUCUUCAAUAUCUUUGAAAAGCACUUGUCCUCGUUAUACUUUUCAAGAUUGUGCAAAUAGCCCUAUAGUCAAACUGAACGGGACACUUGUCUUAUAUUUCCAAGUAUCCAAAACUAGAACAAUGUGACAACGACAUGUCACCAAAGUUAUUGUCUUACCAAUAACUUUGGUGACCCGUCUCGACCUUACAGCUGUUUAGUGUGUAGGAGCAACUGAACAUGAAUUCUUGCUUCCUUUUAUGCUAUCGAUGUAUCAAUCUUGAAGCGUUCAACAGAUUUUUUUGCUGCAA
Messenger RNA from Galdieria sulphuraria, 2487 nucleotides. Its product is annotated as ARID/BRIGHT DNA binding domain containing protein. The transcript has 4 exons. The record is from RefSeq and is a predicted model, not a curated record. Gene Ontology annotation, cellular component: SWI/SNF superfamily-type complex. The coding region runs from base 60 to 1892 and encodes 610 amino acids. Gene Ontology annotation, molecular function: DNA binding. NCBI's taxonomy places the organism in Eukaryota, Rhodophyta, Bangiophyceae, Galdieriales, Galdieriaceae.